AGGAUCUCAUCACCAAGGCAGGAAGGAGCCUCCCGCCACCCGCUAUCGGAAUUCCUUAUCGUCUCACACCAGGCAGUAUUGAUAUGCCUGUCACUAUCACUCUUACACCUAGAUUCACUCUUCUUUCCUUUCUUUCCUUUAUACUGUGACAUUCACCUCAUCGUUCCUUGAGUCAAUCGUGACAUGGCUCAGGGAUCAUCAGCCUUCACUUCAAUCGGCAAAUCCACAUACUUCGUCGCGCUUGACCAGAAGGCAGGUACCUUGAAGGUUAACAGGCUCACUCGGUUCGAAGAAGAAGACUUCGUUCCUUGUACAGCUAUAGUAUGGAACGACGCGACUUUCGCACCGUCUGAUCUCGAAGCGGCGUGUGAGAGAUUUGCGGCCGAAGACGAUGUCUGGUCGAGCAGUUUCUUAUCGCUUGUACUUCUUCUCCAGCCAGCAGAAGUCAAGCAUAGUUCCAAAAGCAAGCGGAUUUUCUCUAUCGACAAGUCAAAAAACAGAUUGACAGACGGGCCAUAUGUGGUAUCGAAAUCUACCGGCCACAUUUUCCCGGUAUACAAGGUGCUUCCUGACACGCACCACGCGUUUGUGAGCGGCAUCGUUCAAAAGACAGCUUCCAGCUCCAUCCUGCUCGAACUACCAGCAUCAAAAGGUAUACCAGUACCAUCAAAAUUACACCACUCUUGUGACGACAGACCACUUGCAGGCCUCAGAUUCGCCGUCAAGGAUACUAUCGCCAUCAAGGGAACCAAGACCGGUUAUGGCAGUCAAGCUUGGCAUGAUAUUGCGGUCCCAGAGAAAAGAACCGCUCCAGCCGUCAAGCUGCUCCUUGAUGCAGGCGCCACUUUGAUUGGGAAACUGAAGACAACAGAAUUUGCGGAAGGAACCGACCCUUGCGAGUGGAUUGAUGCCGUAUGCCCCUACAAUCCACGAGGAGAUGGGCACCAGAAACCGUCCUCUUCAAGUACCGGUAGCGCGGCAGCAGCAGCUGCAUACGACUGGCUUGACUUCACUGUCGGCACAGACACAGGCGGUUCAAUCCGGCAUCCUGCAGGGGUGAAUGGCCUAUAUGGACAGCGACCGUCACAUGGAAUAAUCAGUCUGGCAGGCGUCCUGGGAGCAACGGACCUGUUCAACACCGUGGGAAUAUUUGCAAGAGAUGUCGAGAUCUUCGCUCGGGUCGGUUCGCAUUUUGUCAAUCCUAUAGAAAGACCACUUGCUGUCAGUGCAACACGCAAGUAUAACUUGCUCUACCCAACGCGAGCCCCUCAAUUCGAAAAUCCAGAUCAACACCAUCACGGACAACAUCGAUGGUUCCCCCAUCCCUCAGUGGGUUUGUCUUUCUGGACCGAGGCCGAAAAGAAGAUCGAGGGCGCAGUGCGAGAGCUAGAAGUCGAGCUCAAUUGUGAGAGAAUAGCAUUCAACAUAAAUGAGCUUUGGAGAGCUACUCCGCCAAUUGGUCAACCUCGAUCACUUGACGAAUCAGUCGGACACAUCUAUUCGGCGAUUACCACCGCCUCGGCAGUCCAUGGUGGAAUCGACAAAUUCAUUGACGACUUUGGCGUCGCUAACGACGGGAAAGCUCCGAAGAUCUCCGAGAUCGUACGGCGACGUCUGGACCACGGCCGUACGGUGCCUGCACAGAAGAUCGCUGAUGCUCUGGAAGCGAUGCAAGCUUUCAGGAGCUGGACUGAGACGACAUUGUUCGGGUCUUAUGAUCAAGAUGCUACCACUAUAUUGAUCUUCCCACAAUCUUGUGGUCGGCCGGACUACCGAGACCAUGUUCCUGAUCGAGGCGAACUUUUCAACGACACCUUUAGCAUCUACUCUUUCGGAUACCUGGUGGGAUGCCCAGACUAUACGAUACCUGUCGCUGAAGUGCCUUAUCACUCCACAGUAUCUGGCAAGACCGAGUUUCUCCCAGUCUCGAUCAGUCUUAUUGGAAGACCAGGCUCCGAUUUGGAGCUCUUCAAUGUUUUAUUACGAUUGCAUAGCGCUGGCGUUAUUUCAGAUGUGGCCGCUGGAGCGCGUUUAUUUCCGGAGGAUUCUGUUGACAGCAACAUCUCGAUAAUGACCUAAGGUCAAGAGCGGCUGGAUGUGACACGGUGGAUUGUUUUUGCUGGCGACUGGUGAUACCCUAGAAAGCUGUCUGUUGAUGCUGAUAUAGGGCUGGAGUUUCAUGGUUCAUCAUGGGGCUGGGGAGGCUUUGGCGUUGCCUCUUUGCAUCGUCUA
Exophiala viscosa is the source of this 2232-nucleotide messenger RNA. Its product is annotated as amidotransferase. Lineage: Eukaryota; Fungi; Ascomycota; Eurotiomycetes; Chaetothyriales; Herpotrichiellaceae. Bases 184 to 2079 code for a protein of 631 amino acids. The transcript has 3 exons. The record is from RefSeq and is a predicted model, not a curated record.